AUGGCCCGCCCUGCAGCAGCCAGCUCCCAGUCCAGGCAGGGCGGCCCGCAAACCCACUCCUUCCUUCCGCCGGUGGUGGGGGGCUGGCUUCUAGGUUCGGCUCCCCUCCGGCCUCCAUCGGCUUGCCUUGCCUCCCAGAGGGCGCGCAUCCUGGCUCUGUCGCAACCGGGCCGCUCCUCUCAUAAGCGCCUCACUCACCGCGUAGUCUCGGGGAAAGCCAACCCGUGGUUUGCGGGAGCCAGUGAGCAUUCAGAUUCCCAGGCCAGCCCCAGGUCAGCUCGUCCUUCCCCAGGUUCAAACUCAGGACAGUUCUUCUCCUGGUACUUCCGGCAGGUCAGCUCGUCCUUCCCCGUGACUCCGGACUCUGUGGCGGCAGAUCUCCUGUUUGCACCUGCCUGCGCGGAAGUCCACGGUCACGUCGCGCUGGGCGGGGCCAGGUUCAUCCUCCCCUUGAGCUCUGUUCCUAGUCCUCCUCAGUCCGGAAAGGCGUUCGGUCCUGGCCGUCUCCCCUUCCCUCUCCCCACCCGCCAUGUCCUGUCCCUGGCUAGUUCUCGAAGUCAUUCGGCCUUCUUGGGGCUGGGCCUGGGGACACUGCGGGCGGCAGGACAGACGCCCCCUCCAGGGCCUGACGUGGCUCACAGCGGUGAGAUGAUCCGGGAGAGACCACGCCGUCGCCGCGUGUACCGUGAGGGCCGCCACCGCGGGAAGAAGAAAACGAAGGGCAAGAGGAGGAAGCUGGAAUAUGGGGAGAAGUGCUGGACAGAAAUAAAAAGGUAGGUAUAUCUAAAUGAAAUAAUCGUAUAAAACAAUGAGUAUUUUGAGAGCAUAAAACCACGUGGAAAGAAAUACUGUCCCAGGAUGAUUUGAAUAACAAUGUGUUGCAUCUGUGUAUUGCCUGGAAGGAAGGGAACAAUGUUGAUUAACUCAGUCUGCAAUUAGCUCAAAGCCAAGGGGACAAACUAAUAAUCUAAGGGUAGACACUAAAAUAACCAAAAUGGAAUGUUAGCUUCCAACCCAUGAAAAAUGAGAGGAGAGAACACAGGGUAAUCCGGUAGAAGGCAGAAAAGGGAGAGAGAAAAAAAAAAAAGAUGCAUAGAAAAAGCAUGAUAAAUAGUGCAAAAUAGGUUAUUAGAUAUAGAUAAAUCAAAAUAGAUCAAUAUUGCCAAUAAGAAG
Messenger RNA from Mustela lutreola (European mink), 1173 nucleotides. RefSeq lists its product as uncharacterized. Lineage: Eukaryota; Metazoa; Chordata; Mammalia; Carnivora; Mustelidae. Bases 1 to 777 code for a protein of 258 amino acids. The record is from RefSeq and is a predicted model, not a curated record. The transcript is spliced from 3 exons.